AACCGGCGAGCUAGAUUGGGUUUAGCGUUAACAUUAGCGCUUCGGUAUGAUUCGACGCCGUUUUAUACUAUGGACUUGAUAAGGUCUAUGUAUAAAUCUGGGCGAUUUCCAAUGGGACGGCUCACCUCUCUGAGGAGCCAAGGAUUCUUUCGUUGCCCCUUGCUUUAGCUCCAAAGCUAGUCAUGUCGACAAUCAAGCCGUUCGACCCAUUUCGUUCAAACAGACUAGUCUAUCGCGCUGUGAACGACUCUCCUGGAGAUGAGGCAUUCGUCCAUGCAAUUCAGCGUGACGCCGAGGCGCAGUCUGGCUCUAGCUAUGGGUUGCUGCGACCGGAAAGCAUGCAAGCUAGCAAGGAGUUCAAAGAGCACCUAGGGAAGUCCUUGCUUGGCGUUAUCAUCUGCCUGCCGCCGACAAGUGAGACCGAAGUUGCCGGCGAGCCUGUUGGCAUCUUAUGUUUGAAAGCGAACCCGCCGUCUUGGGCUGCGCAUAGGUGGACUGACAUUAGCAUCGAUAUUUUGAAGCAGCACCAAGGGAAGGGAUAUGGCGGUGAAGCUAUUAGAUGGUCGCUCUGGUGGGCCUUUCAGAUGGCCGGAUUGCACCGCGUCCAAAUUCAGGCUUUUUCAUUCAAUACUGGUGCCAUGAGGCUCUACGAAAGGCUCGGGUUCAAAGAGGAAGGCCGAAUACGUGACCACAUGUGGUUUUCUGGAAGCUGGCAUGAUGGUCUCAUCUAUGGCAUUCUCGAAGACGAAUGGCGGGAAGGACAGAGACUAGCCGGGAGAGACCUCACAUCUUGUGUUUGAGAAAGCAUACACAUCAUUGUUCAUACUGAAGGGUCACUAUUAGUGAUUAUUGGUGCAGCUUGUCAGCUCUGGAAUAAUGUGCAUAGAACAAUCAACCCUGUUCUG
Messenger RNA from Xylaria bambusicola, 905 nucleotides. RefSeq names its product putative GNAT family acetyltransferase. The record is from RefSeq and is a predicted model, not a curated record. Bases 183 to 800 code for a protein of 205 amino acids. The transcript has 2 exons. Lineage: Eukaryota; Fungi; Ascomycota; Sordariomycetes; Xylariales; Xylariaceae. Gene Ontology annotation, molecular function: acyltransferase activity, transferring groups other than amino-acyl groups.